Molecule: messenger RNA, 1065 nt
Organism: Linderina pennispora
Lineage: Eukaryota; Fungi; Kickxellomycota; Kickxellomycetes; Kickxellales; Kickxellaceae
Product: putative PEP8-vacuolar protein sorting/targeting protein
Exons: 3
Coding region: 37-987 (316 amino acids)
Biological process (GO): intracellular protein transport; retrograde transport, endosome to Golgi
Cellular component (GO): endosome; retromer complex
Source: RefSeq, a predicted model, not a curated record
GUUUUUUUCUCAUUUGGGCGUUUUUUAUACUUUCACAUGGCGUUAGCGAGUCUAUUUGGGUUUGGGCCGGUUGCGGAUGUCAAUAUAAUUCUGAGCGGUGAAGAUGAGCGUCAGCAGGUCGAAUACCGCGUAGGCAAGGACAAGCGCGAGAAGGCGCCGCUGUACUUUGACGGCGAGUCGAUAUCGGGCAAGGUGGUUGUGCGUGUUCACGAGGGAAAGCAGCUGGAGCACUAUGGCAUCAAGGUGCAGUUCAUUGGGUGUAUCGAGAUGUUCUACGAUCGUGGCAAUCACUACGAGUUUGUGUCUCUGGUGCAGGAACUGGCGGCGCCGGCGGAGUUGUCCACCACAGCCAUGUAUAACUUUGAGUUCAAGAACGUCGAGAAGCAGUAUGAGAGCUACCAGGGGAUCAAUGUGAAGCUGCGCUACUUUAUCCAGGCGACAGUCUCGAAGCGCGUGGGCGUGAUUACACAGAGCAAGGACCUGUGGGUGUACUCGUACCGCAUCCCACCCGAGGUCAAUAGCUCAAUUCGCAUGGAGGUCGGCAUCGAGGACUGCCUGCACAUUGAGUUUGAGUACAACAAGUCGAAGUACCAUCUGAAGGACGUCAUUGUUGGCAAGAUCUAUUUCCUGCUGGUGCGCAUCAAGAUCAAGCACAUGGAGCUGUCGAUUAUCCGCCGCGAGACCACUGGGGCCGCACCUAACCAGUACAACGAGAGCGAGACCAUCACCAAGUUUGAGAUCAUGGAUGGCGCGCCCGUACGCGGUGAGACCAUCCCGAUCCGACUAUUCCUUGGCGGGUUCGACUUGACGCCCACGUACCGCGACGUCAACAAGAAGUUCUCCACCAGAUACUACCUGAACCUGGUGCUGAUUGACGAGGAAAACAGGCGGUACUUCAAGCAGCAGGAAAUAACACUGUACCGGAAAAACUCGAAGGAAGACAACGCCAAUGAGAACGACGCCGAGACAUUUGUCAACAACGACUAGUACUUUUCCUUCCUAAUGUUCUAUAAAGCCUAUCCUUCACUGCAGGAAGCCACCGGUCCGGCUACGCAGUUUCUUGAC